This is a messenger RNA of Peniophora sp. CBMAI 1063, 1350 nucleotides long. NCBI's taxonomy places the organism in Eukaryota, Fungi, Basidiomycota, Agaricomycetes, Russulales, Peniophoraceae. The record is from the annotation of a GenBank genome assembly.
AUGGGCGCAAUGCUCGCUGGAGGCCAGUUGAACAGUUUCCUCGGAGCCCUGAGAGCGAAGCGGCUACUAUGCGGGUUCGCCAAAUUAUACGCCCUGCAGGGCACCCGGAGUGCUUUGCGCCGGUUGUCGUUCUUGCUGCGACCGCGAACAGCACUAGACGCACUUAAGGUAGUCAUACUCUCGGGCCGUUCCAGACAUACAGAGGUUGUCGUAGACCUUAUCUCCGACAUGCCCACAGAGUUGGUACCUCCGUCCAUGGUCCGCCACCUUCCCUGUUGGUUCACCCGGUCGAUCACUAUGCCUUCCCUCGUCCCUCUGGAUAACACACUAGGCGCUUUGGCUAUCGGGGUUGUCAUUUCUAGCAUACUCUAUGGAGUUAACUGCAUGCAAACGUUUCUAUACCUCACUGAGCACUGCAAGCGCGAUGGGUGGUUUCUGAAGAGCUUCAUCAUGCUACUAUGGGCCAUGGAAACGCUAACCUGCAUCCUUCUCAACCAUGGCAUCUAUUACUACACCGUGACAAACUUCGGCAACUACGAUGUUCUCUUACACAGUGGUACGCCAUGGAGCAUUCUUGUUGAGGUUGGCGUAAGCGCAUUCGUGGCUCUUCUAGUGCAAUGUUUCUUCGCUCAUCGGGUUUACAUUCUGAAUGGACGGAGACCCAUUCUGCCACUGUUUGUGGUUGUGCUAUCGCUCGCCCAAUUUGCUGUCGGUCUGGUCUACGCCGACGUAUCACUGAGCUUCAAGCGUUUCACUGGUGGUUCAAGCGACUUCCCCUAUGUUAUUAGUUUGUUCGGCCUCGAGCUAGUCGCGGAUUGCACAAUCGCCGCAUCUACUAUAUACUAUCUCAGCUUCAAAGCAAGUCGGAGCGAGAUUACUUCCACGCGGCGUGUCAUCUAUCUCGCCAUCAAGUACGUUGUGAGCACGUGUCUACUUGAGGUUUUCUGCAUAGUCCCCAUCAUAGCAUUGUGGACAACCAUCCCGUCAGCCCUCUACUUCAGCCCCUUCAUCUCCUGUCUCGCACGAGUGUACUCAGCCUCUGUGAUGUGCUCCCUCAAUAAUCGAGACCACCUGCGGGGCAUUACCACCAACGCCAUCACCCUAUCAAACCUCAACCUACCCACUCACACAGGCUCGAGCCGCAUACUCAUCAGUGCUGCCUCAGACAUCUCGCGCGGCGAUGCUGAGCUUUCAAGGGACGCCCUUCAACUUGGGAUGCAUGCUCUCUCGCAUGACGAAGUGCCAGAAACAGGCGGAAAGCUCUCGAAGGACAGCGACGCCAAGGGGGGGCUAAUAAGCGUCAAAGUUGGACCUGUGUCCGGCCGUAUGCAAGAUACAUUCGCAUACUAA